Ctenocephalides felis (cat flea) is the source of this 1896-nucleotide messenger RNA. It is a transcript of the gene cpx, whose product is annotated as complexin. Gene Ontology annotation, biological process: neurotransmitter transport; regulation of neurotransmitter secretion; synaptic vesicle exocytosis. Bases 211 to 639 code for a protein of 142 amino acids. The transcript has 6 exons. The record is from RefSeq and is a predicted model, not a curated record. Lineage: Eukaryota; Metazoa; Arthropoda; Insecta; Siphonaptera; Pulicidae. Gene Ontology annotation, cellular component: terminal bouton; SNARE complex. Gene Ontology annotation, molecular function: syntaxin binding.
GAUUAUACAAGUGAUACGGACGUAAUACAAUAUAUCGACAUUGUAACAAACGGGAAAAAGGACGUUGACGACCGAUCGAUGAUAUCAUUAUUUUUCUGAAUAGUUUAAUUUUCAUAUACCCAACGGCCCAAACCUAGAAAAAUAACCCAUUCACACAUCACAUACUACAUAUACUUUCCGCGCGGACUACUCGUGAUCUAGAGGGACAAGAUGGCGGCGUUCGUGGCAAAGCAGAUGGUGGGAAACAAGUUGAGCGCCGUUAAAGGGGCUGUGGGCGGUGACGGCGGUGACGAUGGCGACGAUAAGGAGAAGGAGGAGGAGGCCGAGCGCGAGCGACAAGAAGCGAUCCGCGAGGCCGAGGAACGGCGCAAAGAGAAGCAUCGUAAGAUGGAAGAAGAACGCGAGAAGAUGCGCCAAGAAAUCAGAGACAAGUAUAACAUAAAGAAGCGUGAGGAAGUGGUCGAAGCGAUGCCACAAGAAGAACCUAACCCGUUGAUGCGCAAGAAGAAAACUCCCGAAGAACUAGCGCGGGAGGCGGAACAAGAGGAUGAGGACGAUUUUACCAAACUCAAAAACUCUAUAGAAACCCAAGUGAAUGAAAUAAAAUCCCAGAUAGAAAGCAAAUGCGUCAUGCAGUGAACGUUAACCUCAGCAUUUUUAAUUUCGACGUCGCCAGCCGAACAGCAAUAACAAGACUUAAAUUCUAUUUCAUUUUCUACUUAUUUUAAAGAUUAGAAAACGACAAUGAUGUACCUCAAAGGUAAAUCGCAUAAUUGUUUUUUUUUACUUGGGACGAUCUAGAAACAUCCAGGAAAUGAAGCUGAAACUAGAGACUAAAGUACGAGUGUAUUGAAAAUUCUGUAUUAAUUACAGAUUAUGUAUCAAAAAUGAGGGGCUUGAAUAAAACUCGAAAAUGUUACAAUUUUUUUUAGAAAAAUGUCACAAUUGUUGAAUUUUUUUUAAUAAUUUGGUGCGUAUGCAUUUUUGUUAUCGAAAACGUAAUAUAUGUAUAUUAUCUAAUACCGCAUAUGAAUAGAUGACAUUUUAAUCUUCUAGGUGAUUUAAAAUAAAUUGUAACAUUUGUGAGUUUUUUGUGAUCAGAAAGUUAAAAAAUCUCUGUGUGUACACUCAUUCUGAAUGCUACAGGAUAUGGUGAUAAAUGAUUAAAGUUGUGCUUUACUUUUAUUCAAAAAAAUUUAAGCAAAAUGAACUGAAUUUAUUUGUUUUACUUUUUCAAUGGUUGGCUGCGAUAGAAGUUGCUAAUAUAGUAAUUAUAAAUAAGGUGUUUAUUUUAAUAUUAAAUAUUGUAAAAAUAUUAUAAAUCUUAGAAGAGUGUCGACAGUGAUAUAUUUAGAAUAUAAUAAUAUACCAUUUUAAUAAUCAAAUUAGCCAGGAACAUAGACGACUAUCUAGGAAUCGAUUGCAUUUUCAUAUUGUUAUAGCAUUUAAAAAGAAUUGUAAAAAUAUGAUCUUUGUUAAUUACUACUUAUGUAUCAUUUCAUAAUUUUCAUUCCAAAGACAAAAUGACGUUGUUUAUCUUAAAGCACAUAUUGAGGUUUUGAAUCAUAUUGUUGUCAUCCAAAUUCCUACGUAUUGUUUGUCAAUGUGGCUGUGUAUGUUGUUUCUCUAAAAACUUUCCAAUGGUGUAUCUCUGUAUAUAAAUGUAACUAAUUUAUUGUACUUUUUACAUCGUUGUUAAAAUGUUAUAAUCAUUGCAUAUUUUUAUUCAUUUGUUAAGAAGCCAUCUAAAAUAUAGGACGAUGGAAGACAAUGAAUAAAAACAUGCGAUAUAUUUUGAUCAAUUUUUAAUACAUGUCUUAAUGUCUUCUUUUAUCGCAUUUCCAAAUCAUCAUCUUUAAAUGUAUUCCUGAAAAUAUUGACAUUUCCAUUAAACUC